Drechmeria coniospora is the source of this 1767-nucleotide messenger RNA. RefSeq names its product repressible alkaline phosphatase precursor. Bases 1 to 1767 code for a protein of 588 amino acids. NCBI's taxonomy places the organism in Eukaryota, Fungi, Ascomycota, Sordariomycetes, Hypocreales, Ophiocordycipitaceae. The transcript has a single exon. The record is from RefSeq and is a predicted model, not a curated record. Gene Ontology annotation, biological process: dephosphorylation. Gene Ontology annotation, cellular component: fungal-type vacuole membrane. Gene Ontology annotation, molecular function: alkaline phosphatase activity.
AUGGUACGUGCAGACGGUGAAAAUGAAUCGUCUGGAGCUAACAAGGAGCUCGGUAUUCAGGCUUCGGAGCGAAGCCCUCUGUUGCCCACGACGGGUCCUUCACCGGCUCACAAUGACGAUGACCCCGUCACCAACAAGAUCAGCAGUACGAGCCGAUGCAAUUCACGUCUCGGUGGUGCUUGCAUAUUCCUCUGGACCCUCGUCGCCACUGCUACCUUCAUCGUGAUCGCCGUCUGGACUCAACACAGUCAGCAGACAUCUAACGAGGACUUCCGAUCGGUCAAGCGCAAUCUUGUUUUCAUGGUUUCGGAUGGCAUGGGGCCUGCCUCUCUCUCUUUGACACGUAGCUUCCGUCAGCAUGUAGAUGGACUAGCUGAGGACAGCAGCCUUGUCCUCGACAAGCACUUCUGGGGUUCGAGCCGGACCAGAUCCAGCAACUCGUUGGUCACCGAUAGCGCCGCGGGGGCCACCGCCUUUUCCUGCGGCAGGAAAAGCUACAAUGGCGCCAUCUCGAUGUUACCGGACUUGCAACCAUGCGGAUCGGUGCUCGAGGCCGCCAAGAGGGCCGGAUACAUGACGGGCCUAGUGGUCACGACGGACAUCACUGAUGCUACUCCUGCAUGCUUUGCCAGUCAUGUUCAGCUACGUCAACUGCAGGACGAGAUUGCAUUGCAAGAGGUUGGCCACGGGGUACUGGGGCGCUCGGUGGACCUCAUGCUUGGGGGUGGCCGCUGCCAUUUUCUCCCCAACACCACGUCGGAAAGCUGCCGAAUGGAUGAACUCGAUGUUACAAUGCUAGCCCAGGACAAGUACGGCUGGACGUAUGCUAACAGCCGCGAGGAAUUUGAUGCUCUCAAAGGUGGCGACAAUGUCAGCAUUCCCCUACUUGGACUCUUUGCUUCUGCAGAUAUUCCCUUCGAACUCGAUAGGAAGCACAUGGGCGAUACUUAUCCCAGCCUCAGUGAGAUGGCCAAGACAGCGAUGCGAGCGCUGGAGCGGGCUACCGCCAACAGCGACAAGGGCUUCUUCCUCAUGAUAGAAGGUAGCCGUAUCGAUCACGCUGGCCACAUCAACGAUCCUGCCGCUCAAGUUCAUGAGGUUCUCGAAUACGACAAGACGUUCAAGGCUGUCAUCGACUUUAUCGGCCAAAGCAAGACGAAGGGAGUCCUCGUGGCCACCAGUGAUCAUGAGACUGGCGGUCUUGCCACAGCGCUCCAGGAGCCCGGACACCUGCCAGUUUACAACUGGUACCCACAAGUCCUCGCCAAUGUCUCGGCAUCCUGUGAAAGGCUGGCGGCCAAGCUGCGACGCUUUGUUGACAAGUCACCUCCAUCCUUGUCGGAAGCAGACCUGAAGUCUUGGAUCAAUAGUGAGUUGGUGGUCCCCGGCCUUGGCAUCUCCGAUGCCACAGACGACGAACUCACCCGUCUCGCCAACGACCCCGAUGCUUCGGUCAAUACAUUUGCCGCCAUUCUCUCACUUCGGUCACAUAUCGGCUGGAGUACGCAUGGCCAUACCGCCGUUGAUGUCAAUAUUUACAGUUCUGGUGGCCCGGAGACGGAGAAGAUCCGCGGCAACGUCGAGAACACUGAUGUUGGCAAGUUCCUUGGCCACUACUUGGACGUGAAUGUUGACGAAAUCACGGAGGAGCUCCGGGAGAAGAUGGACAAGGGCAGCGUCACUGCGCUUGAUGCCACGUCACUAGAGUGGGGAAAUGGUUACCAUGUUGCGGAGAGCAUGCGAGAGUGGCGCGUUCGCUUGACAUAG